AUGAAGCCUGGAGAAACCAUUUCAGAAAUGAGCAUAAAAUUUACUGAUCUGUUGAAUGUUCUCAAAGCUCUUGAAAAGGAAUUCAUUGAAGAAGAAUUAGUCAAGAAAGUCUUGAGGUCACUACCUAAAUCAUGGGAAACAAAAGUGACAGUGAUCUUUGACACCAAAGACUUCUCCAAAUUCACUUACGAUGAGCUUAUUAGUUCUCUUAUUGCUCAUGAAAUGCUUUAUUGUAUGGCGGGUGGUGACACUUCCAAAGAGAGCCGCAAGCGAAAAAGGGAGGUUUCUGGAAAGUUACAAGUCAUGAAAGAGGCUACUGCCACCACUGCUCAGACACCUCGACGAGACUCGUUAGAAGUACCGAGCUCUGCUCCUCGAUUUUAG
Messenger RNA from Hevea brasiliensis (rubber tree), 384 nucleotides. RefSeq lists its product as uncharacterized. The record is from RefSeq and is a predicted model, not a curated record. Bases 1 to 384 code for a protein of 127 amino acids. The transcript is spliced from 2 exons. Lineage: Eukaryota; Viridiplantae; Streptophyta; Magnoliopsida; Malpighiales; Euphorbiaceae.